Molecule: messenger RNA, 1097 nt
Organism: Cercospora beticola
Lineage: Eukaryota; Fungi; Ascomycota; Dothideomycetes; Mycosphaerellales; Mycosphaerellaceae
Product: orotate phosphoribosyltransferase
Biological process (GO): pyrimidine nucleotide biosynthetic process; 'de novo' pyrimidine nucleobase biosynthetic process; pyrimidine ribonucleoside biosynthetic process
Cellular component (GO): cytoplasm
Molecular function (GO): orotate phosphoribosyltransferase activity
Source: RefSeq, a predicted model, not a curated record
AAACACAACAAAACCAUUGCACAAGCAGCACACCCAACAUGUCUCUCCCACCCUGGAAAACCGACCUGAUCGAAAAGGCUCUCAAAGCCGAUAUCCUCAAAUUCGGCUCUUUCACACUCAAAUCCGGCCGCACAUCACCCUACUUCAUCAACUGCGGUCUCUUCUCCAAAUUCGGCCUCAGUCGAGCCUUCAACGGCGCCUACGCCCGUACAAUCCACGAAUACGCCACUUCAAACCCCUCUUUCGAUUUCGAUAUAAUUUUCGGUCCAGCGUAUAAAGGUAUUCCGAUCGCAGGAAUCACAGGGAAUGAAUUGAGUCAUUUAGAUUCCGAGAAAUGGGAUGGAAAGGGGUAUGCUUUCAAUCGGAAAGAAGCGAAAGAUCAUGGAGAAGGUGGGACGAUUGUGGGGGAGAGUUUGAAAGGGAAGAGGGUUAUAAUUAUUGAUGAUGUUAUUACGGCGGGCACGGCGAUUCGAGAGGCGAUUGAGAUUAUUGAGAAGCAAGGGGGGACGCUGGUGGGGAUUGUGGUUGCGGUUGAUCGGCAGGAGAAGACGCCUAGUGCUGCGGAGAAGGAGGGGAGGGAGGAUGAUGGGGGGAGUAGACAGAGUGCUAUUGGGGAGGUUAGGAGGGAGACGGGGGUGCCUGUGCUGGCGGUGUUGACGUUGGAGGAUAUUAUUGUUGGGGCGGAGAAGUUGGGGAGGGGUGAGGAGGUGGGGAGGAUGGAGGAGUAUAGGAGGAGGUAUGGGGCGACGGAUUGAGGGAUGCGGUGAUGAGCAGGGCAAAAUAUUGAACAAGUGGCUCAGAGGUAUUCAGUUCAGAGUACGGGGUCAUGCGUCGACCUUGAGACACUGGUUGGCGUUGACGACUCACUCCAGGUCAACUCGCCGCAACAUGGAGGCUGUGCUACCGCUCCAAAACUUCGACCUCGUCCACUGGAAGCCCAUCUUUCAGCACAUCCCAUCUCAUGGAAGACACCACCCCGCCAUCGAUCUUCAGAUCGCUUCCUGUGAUGUAGCUCGACUCCGAUCCCACGAGAAAAGCAAUAGCAUUCGCAACAUCAUACGGAGUAGCAGCGCGCUUUAUCGGCGACGAUUCCAUCA